CAACAAACAUCAGCAACAUGAUACAAGCAGCAAAGAUCCUUGAGCAAAGAAGUCAUCUGGUGCCUGGGAAGCUCAGAAUCACCGAGCACUUCUUCCAAGUGCCACGUGACUAUUCCAACCCCUCAGCAGGCCAUCUCCAACUAUUCGCACGCUCAGCCCUCAAAGUAGAGAGGCCAGCCGAUUACUCUCCAGACGGCCCGCCAGACCCCAAGAAAGUCCAUUUACCAUGGCUUGUCUACCUGCAGGGUGGCCCAGGCUUCGAGUGCCGCAGCCCUGAAAAUGUGUCCUGGGUCCCGACUAUUCUCGACAAGGGAUAUCGCGUCCUUAUGCUUGAUCAACGUGGUACUGGGCUGUCUACCGCCAUCAGUCAAAGCUCCUUGCAGCUCCGCGGCGAUGAGAAGGUCCAGACAGAGUACAUGAAGAGCUUCCGCGCCGACAGCAUCGUGAAGGAUUGCGAGGCUGUACGGAAAGCACUGACUGAAGAUUACCCCGAGGAUAAGAAGAAGUGGUCCAUCAUGGGGCAAUCUUUUGGCGGCUUUUGCGCGACGACGUACCUCUCAUUUUACCCUGAAGGCGUGAAGGAGGCUUUCCUCUUUGGCGGCCUGCCGCCUCUGCGCAGCAAUCCAGAUGAGGUCUAUGAGCGCCUGUAUAAACGUGUCAAGAAGCGGAAUGAACAGUACUACGAGAAGUACCCUGAGGAUGUCGACCGGGUAAAGCACAUCAUCAAACUCCUCUCCAGAUUCGGCGACACCACUGUCCGCGUACAAGGCGGCGAGGGCUACCUCAGCGCACGGCGGUUCCUUCAGCUUGGGAUCUUCUUCGGAAAGCACGGUGGAUUCGACGAGGUGCAUGCAUUGGUCUUGAGAGCGGACACAGACCUCAGCCAAUUCGGACACCUCACGCGUCCCACUGUGCUUGCGCUCGAAGCCGCGCAGUCGUGGGACACGAACGUCAUAUAUGCUUUGAUCCACGAACCCAUCUAUUGCCAAGGUGAAGCAGCCAACUGGUCCGCUGAACGUCUUCUCGCAAAGUUCCCUGAAUUCUCGUUGCAGAAUGUGGACUCCGCAGACCCAGUCUACUUCACCGGCGAGAUGAUCUACCCGUUCAUGUUCGACUGCUACCCUGAGCUUACGAAGAUGAAGAACGUGGGCCAGCUGCUUGCUGAAGAGAAAGAAUGGCCUGCGCUGUACGAUGUUGAGCAGCUGAAGAAGAACAAUGUGCCUACAUACGCGGCAGUCUAUCACGACGACAUGUACGUGGAUUUUGAGCUGAGUAUGGAGACUGCGAACACGAUCAAGGGGUGCAAACCGUUCGUCACGAAUUCGAUGUAUCACAACGCAAUUGGUGCGAAGACGGACGAUGUGUUGAAGGAGAUGUUUGCGAGGAGAGACGACGUUAUCGAUUAAUAGCACGGUACCCUUGGCGAGAUUAUGAAGGUCGAAAGCAGGCCGUGCAAAGCGCCUUCAACUUCAGAGUACAUGACAUCGCUUUCUGAUCCUGACACUUGAGGAUCAAGAUCGGAGGGCUCUCGCUAUCCCAUAGAGGGUGCUGGAGGCCUUCAAUGCAACACUCUAAUAGUAGUGGCAAGGUCGCGCUAAUGAGCUUGAGUCCGGCGUUCUCAUUGACAG
Messenger RNA from Macroventuria anomochaeta, 1628 nucleotides. RefSeq names its product alpha/beta-hydrolase. NCBI's taxonomy places the organism in Eukaryota, Fungi, Ascomycota, Dothideomycetes, Pleosporales, Didymellaceae. The transcript is spliced from 2 exons. Gene Ontology annotation, molecular function: peptidase activity. Bases 18 to 1406 code for a protein of 462 amino acids. Gene Ontology annotation, biological process: proteolysis. The record is from RefSeq and is a predicted model, not a curated record.